This is a messenger RNA of Amblyraja radiata (thorny skate), 1701 nucleotides long. Its product is annotated as solute carrier family 43 member 3-like. Bases 1 to 1701 code for a protein of 566 amino acids. NCBI's taxonomy places the organism in Eukaryota, Metazoa, Chordata, Chondrichthyes, Rajiformes, Rajidae. The record is from RefSeq and is a predicted model, not a curated record. The transcript is spliced from 12 exons.
AUGGCACGGUGGGACGAAAUAAUCAAACUGUGUCUGACAGUGACCACCGGCCUGAUUGAAUGCUUUGGUUUCGCCGGCGUGGUUGGUGGUUGGCCCUCGCUCGUGUAUGUGCUGAGGAUGGAUGAGUACUUCGCUGAGCUCUGUGAGACCGCGCCGAACUUCAGCCGUCCUGUGGCACCGAACACCACUGUGGACUGCACUCUACAGAGCGAACGCUUCACGCUCAUCUACACCUUCGCCAGUUCCACCAUGAACGUCGCGACAAUCGCCAACGGUUAUAUUUUCGAUUACUGCGGGACAAUGGUGACUCGCUUCCUGGCCAUAUCCGUUUACACAGCGGCCACUUUGAUGAUUGCUUUCUCCACUGCUGCCACGGCAAUACUACUGUUUCCUGCACUCCUUCUUCUUGGAGUGGCCAGCAUGAUGUUACUGGUAACAAACAUCCAGGUUGGAAACUUAUUAGGAAACAAGCGUUCUACAGUUAUCACAUUGUAUUAUGGAGCAUUCAAUUCAUCACCAGCCGUGUUCCUGAUUGUCAAGGUGUUGUAUGAAAGCAAUAUUUCCCUGAGAUCCAUCUUCUUGGUCAUCAGUGGCCUGAGCCUCAUCCAUGUCCUGCGAACUAUAUUCCUGCUGCCCCGGACACACAUCCCCUACUUCCUGCCACCGGGUUAUAGCUACGGGAUGACCUGUGAGAUAUUUACACGGAAUACGCCCCCCCGUGAAGAGGGGGUGACCCACCAAAGCCAGGGAGCAGCCGAGUCAGGAGGCGAGAUGAUUGAGGGGGUGGUAAUGGCCACUGGAGAGAGAAGAGAAGAAAAGCAACAAAAUACCGAAGGAGACACUGGGGAGGCAGGGGAAAAUGAGCAACGGAAGAUUGAGGAAGUUGUCGGAGAAGGAAUGGAAGAGACGGACGGCGGAGAGCGAGGGGGGAGCCGGGAGCUCCAAGGAAGCAUGGGAGAGGGGUACGGGGUUAAUAAUGGGAACCUGGAGCCCAAUGGGACAGAAGACUUGGUGGCCAGAGAUAACCAGGGACAGCUAUCGUUCAAGAAGUGCCUUCUCUCCCGGCUCUUUUUCGCACACGUGCUCUGGGUUUCGAUUAUCCAACUGCGGCAUUUGCUGUUUGUAGGGACCUUGAACCAGAUGCUGCACCUCUUGGCUGAUGGAGAUCCUCUGACAGUGAGCAAAUUUACGAAUGCUUUUGCCAUCACCCAGUUGUGCUCCAUUUUGAGCGCCCCAUGGAACGGGCUGAUCCUGGACCGACACAAAUUGAGAGCUCGGCCGUUAGAAUCAGGCACAGUCCAGAGGCUGGAAGACAUUCAGUCAUCGGUGCUCUCUCUCGCCAUCACCGUCACGCUUUCCACCCUCUUCAGUAUCUUCGCCGCCAUUCCCGUGCUGGAAGUGCAGUAUGCGACAUUCAUCCUACUGGUGACCAAUGCAACUUUCCUGUACGGAAGUGACGCAGCAUUUCUCGCCAUCGCGUUUCCCGCGUGCCACUUCGGGAAGCUUUACGGAGUAACGCAAGCUCUGGCCGGAGUCGUCUCCCUUCUCCAGUAUCCGUGCGCCAUCCUCGUCAGCGGACCUUUGCGGGGUGACCCAUUGUACCUUAACUUAGGGGUUCUCGUCCUGGUGACGUUGGCCUUCGCCCAUCCACUCAUCGUCCACUUUUGGUGUCGAAGGGAGAGAUUGAAGAGAUCUCAGUGA